AUGUCUGCUCAGAAUUCGCGGAAGCGCGCGGCGCCCGGUGCGGCACCCAUGGCGCCGUACCAGCAGCGCAUGCAGCAGCCGUACAUACCCGACAAUAACGUGGGAGUGACCGACCCAAUGAUGCGGUGGAAUGGCACGGGCGACGGUGCCGACUUUAUCGACUCGACAGCGCACCCCGCGAAUCAGUACGGCCUCGUUCCGGCCCAGCCGCAAUUCGGCCAGCCAGUUCCUACGCCCUCCAACUCUCUCACCCGGCGGCCCACGAACCAGGCGCUCGUGCCUACCAAUCCACGGGCCAACUACGACUCUUCGGUCGAGCCGUGGACCGGCUUUGGCGAUGACAGCAACGCGCUUCUGCAGCAGAACAAUGGCGAGGGCUUGGUGGAGCAGGACAACGUGGAGGUGCUCGAGGAGAUGGCCGCCAAAGCCAAGCGUGAAGCGCAGAGCAAACGCAAGCAGAUCCCUCCUUUCGUCCAGAAACUUAGCAGCUUCCUGGAGGAGCGGAAAAACGAGGACUUGAUUCGGUGGUCCGAGAAGGGCGACUCGUUCAUCGUCUUGGACGAGGACGAGUUCGCCAAGACUCUGAUCCCGGAAUUGUUCAAGCACAACAACUACGCUUCUUUUGUGCGACAGCUCAACAUGUACGGCUUCCACAAGCGCGUGGGCCUGUCGGACAAUUCGAUGCGGGCCAGUGAGCGCAAGAACAAGAGCCCCAGCGAGUACUACAACCCGUUCUUCCGGCGCGGGCAUCCAAAUCUGCUGUGGCUCAUCAACAAGCCCAAGAGUGGCAGCAAAGCUAACAAGAAGGGGGCAAAAAAUGCCGAGGGCGAGGCAGAAAGCGACGAAGAUGCCGGACAGGAAGAAAGCCCCAGCCAGGGACAGGGGGCCUCGAGCGCUCCGGCGGGUCGCUCGCUCCCGGCGGCAGAAUCGCCACCGCUGCAGAAGAAGGAAAUGGCCGUGAUUCGAGAGGAGCUCAACAAGGUCCGCGAGCAGCAGAAAAUGAUCCUUGGCGCUAUCACGCAGCUGCAACGGAACAACAACGAUCUGUACAACCAGGCGAUGAUGUUCCAAAACCAGCAUGACCGACACCAAAACUCCAUCAACGCCAUCCUCAAUUUCCUUGCCAACGUCUUCCGCAAGACACUCGAAGACGGCAGCCACCAAAAUGUCGGCGACAUCAUCUCGAGCAUGAUGACGAACCAGGGUAGCCAGUCGUCCCAUCAGCAAGGAAGCGUGUUCGAUCUGGGCGACUUCGUUCAGUCCCAGGUGGACCCUGCGUCCAAUAUGAGCGGUACUCACAAGCGAGCGCGUGGCCUGCUGCCCCCGAUUCCCAACCAGAACGAAGGCAUGAAAGCCAGCAGGUCGCCUUCAGCCGCCAGCACCCCUUACCACGCGGUCGGGGGCCAGAAUCCAGAGAUGGGAACGGUCACGGAGCUGUUGGAUUCGGACACGCCGCCAACCCUACGUCAAGAAUUGGAGACGAACCCCCAGGAGCGCAUGAUGAAGAUCAUCAACGACCACAACGCUACAAACACGUCGGGCAUGGAUCUUCCGGAGGCAGCCAAGCUCGUGGCCAACGCGCCCAAUACGCUCAACCAGGACCAGCAAAGCAAGUUGGUCGACUUGAUGUCGAGACAGACAUCGUCGCCAUCCUCUACGUCGCCUACACCCGCACCAGCGCCCAGCGGAAGGGCUCCCGCUGCGGCACCGCCUCCUUCGAGUGCACCUGCUGGAGUGUCGCCGCCGCCUACGUCUGGUGCCGCUGCGCCGUCCCUCUCGCCAAUCCUACGGUCUCCCACCAUGCAGCCCCCGUCCCUGAACCAGAUCAACGCGAAUCAGAUCGACUUGGGUCAGCUUUCAAGACUGCAGAGCGAGCAGGACGCCAAGAUCCACGAGCUGAGUGAGAUGCUAGGCCCGCUUAGCCCGUCGGGUCACAUCCCCGGACUUGGCGACGGCAACGAGGCCUACUUCGAUCCGCCUAAUGUCGACUUGGACCAGUACUUUGACAGCAACGCAUUCCUGAACGACGCGAAUUUUGGAGGCGACGGCACCGACUUCAAUUUUGGCCUUGACCAUCAUGACGCGCAAAACCCGCUUGACAACCAUCCUGAGACAAAGAGUGGCAAAGACACGCCUAGUCCUACAGACACGGAGGAGAUACAGCGAGACGACUUUGGUAAUGACAGCAACCCCAGUCGUGACAACAAACGGCAACGAGUGGGUUAG
Molecule: messenger RNA, 2226 nt
Organism: Purpureocillium lilacinum
Lineage: Eukaryota; Fungi; Ascomycota; Sordariomycetes; Hypocreales; Ophiocordycipitaceae
Product: stress-responsive transcription factor hsf1
Biological process (GO): regulation of DNA-templated transcription
Molecular function (GO): sequence-specific DNA binding; DNA-binding transcription factor activity
Source: RefSeq, a predicted model, not a curated record